UCGAGUGGCACACAGGGCUCUGUGAGGUACGAGAGAAGGAGGCACGGAAAAAAGAGAGAGAGACGGAGCCCUCGGGAACUAUUCAAUCAGAAAUAAACAAAAACACACUUCUCUUCAUGGACUGUAAAAUUAAAAGAUUAAUUAUCAUAUGCUUGGAUUGGAAGAAUCAACACACGGACGACCUGAAUAACGGAAUUCACUUUUGGGGGUUAUUUUGGUACACUCCGAAUUAAUAUAUUUUUGAGGUUCAAGCAACAUUUUCGAAAUAUCGCUGAGAAGGAACAACUAUCCCCUAGCCAGCCUUCAAGAUGGAGGAGGAACAGUGCUUCUACAAUGAGUCCAUUGCCUUCUUCUACAACCGCAGUGGAAAGUACCUGGCUACAGAGUGGAAUACCGUCAGUAAGCUGGUGAUGGGGCUGGGUAUCACAGUAUGUAUCUUCAUCAUGCUGGCUAACUUGCUGGUCAUGGUGGCUAUAUACGUCAACCGCCGCUUCCACUUCCCUAUUUACUACCUGAUGGCCAACCUGGCCGCCGCGGACUUCUUUGCCGGCCUGGCGUACUUCUACCUGAUGUUCAACACGGGCCCGAACACGCGGCGCCUCACGGUCUCCACGUGGCUGCUCCGACAGGGUCUCAUCGACACGUCCCUCACGGCGUCCGUGUGUAACCUCCUCGCGAUCGCCAUCGAGCGCCACAUCACCGUUUUCCGCAUGCAGCUGCACACGCGCAUGUCCAACCGGCGUGUGGUGGUGGUGAUUGUAGUCAUCUGGACCUUGUCUAUCGUCAUGGGAGCCAUCCCGUCGGUAGGGUGGAACUGUAUCUGUGACAUCGGCACGUGUUCUAGCAUGGCUCCGCUGUACUGUAACUCCUACCUGGUGUUCUGGGCCAUAUUCAACCUGGUCACCUUCCUGGUCAUGGUGGUGCUGUACGCUCACAUCUUUAUGUACGUGAGACAGAGGACCAUGAGGAUGAGCAGACACAGCUCUGGGCCACGCAGGAACAGAGACACCAUGAUGAGUCUGCUGAAGACUGUCGUCAUCGUAUUGGGUGCGUUCAUCGUGUGUUGGACUCCAGGCCUCGUUCUCCUCCUCCUCGAUGUGUUCUGUGCCAACUGUAACGUCCUGGACUUUGAGAAGUUCUUCCUGCUUCUGGCUGAGUUUAACUCUGCUAUGAACCCCAUCAUCUACAGCUACCGGGACAAGGAGAUGAGCGCCACCUUCAAGCAGAUCCUGUGCUGUCAGCGCCAGGAGAACGUUAACGGGACGGCAGCCGAGGGCUCCGACCGCUCAGCCUCCUCUAUCAAUCACACCGUGCUGAGUGGAGGGAAACAAAACAAUGAUCACUCAGUGGUGUGAGAGGAGGAGAGGAGGACAGGAGAGGGACUGGGGCUGGAGACAGGAGGAGAGGGACUGGGGCUGGAGGUGGAGAUAGGAGAGGGGCUGGAGAGGAGAGGACAUGGGAGGAACUGGGACU
Molecule: messenger RNA, 1473 nt
Organism: Oncorhynchus tshawytscha (Chinook salmon)
Lineage: Eukaryota; Metazoa; Chordata; Actinopteri; Salmoniformes; Salmonidae
Product: lysophosphatidic acid receptor 1
Exons: 3
Coding region: 309-1355 (348 amino acids)
Biological process (GO): neurogenesis; phospholipase C-activating G protein-coupled receptor signaling pathway
Cellular component (GO): membrane
Molecular function (GO): lysophosphatidic acid receptor activity
Source: RefSeq, a predicted model, not a curated record